AUGUCUACCGAUGUUCAACAUGUGCCAAACACCAGUGAUGAGAGCAAUGCUGCGGACAAAAAUGCGGAUGAUGGCGAAGGAGGGAUACAACAACCAGACCAGAUGCAGAAAACGCUGUUGAACUUAGUAUUUCGAUCCAUGAAACGGACCCAUGAUAUGUUUAGCAAUGACUACACGACAUUUCCGGAAUUAUCAGAAAAAGAUUUGAAUUUCGUUCGAUCUCUCAAAAAGCGAUGCGAGUAUAGUUCUGUUAUACGACAUGUAGAAGAGGCUAAGAAACGGCGGGAACAAGAGCUACUGAAGUUACCGUCCAGUCAACCAAGUGUUGGAAUUGGAUCUGUAGUAAACUCGUCAGACAGGCCAAUGGCCAUCACCGAUGGGACAGGGAAGGUUGUUCAGACUGGCAGUUCUCAGGGACAAGUGCUAACCACUCUCCCGGUAGGUUCAAGCGGCGGCAAAUCAGAUGAUAAUACUACUCGAUCAUUACUGCCGCUCCGCGCACCAAUGAUGGUCAAACCCAAAUGGCAUGCACCUUGGAAACUCUAUAGAGUGAUUUCUGGGCAUACGGGAUGGGUACGGGCUGUCGAUGUUGAACCGCAAAAUCAGUGGUUCGCUAGCGGUGGAGGUGAUCGUAUUAUAAAGAUCUGGGAUUUAGCAACGGGAAAGCUCCGACUUUCUUUAACUGGUCACAUCAGUUCAGUGAGAGCAGUUAAGAUUUCUCCUCGACAUCCUUUCUUGUUUUCUGGAGGAGAGGACAAGCAGGUGAAAUGCUGGGAUCUUGAGUAUAAUAAAGUGAUUCGACACUACCACGGUCAUCUCAGUGCGGUACAAGCGCUGAGUAUUCAUCCAACACUGGACGUACUUUUCAGUUGCUCUAGAGAUUCCACCACAAGGGUAUGGGAUAUGCGUACUAAAGCUCAAGUACACUGUUUGGCUGGACAUACGAACACCGUAUCUGAUGUUGUAUCCCAAGCUGCUGAUCCUCAGGUGAUAACAGCAUCGCAUGAUUCUACUGUUCGUCUUUGGGAUUUGGCCGCGGGACGGUCAAUUUGUACGCUUACGCACCAUAAGAAGUCAGUGAGGUCACUCGUGCUUCAUCCGCGAUUGUUCAUGUUUGCCUCGGCAUCACCUGAUAACAUUAAACAGUGGAAAUGCCCCAAUGGGGAGUUCAUGCAGAAUCUUUCUGGUCACAAUGCAAUAGUAAAUUCAUUGGUUUGUAAUGAGGAUGGCGUUCUCGUAUCUGGUGGUGAUAACGGUUCAAUGUGCUUCUGGGACUGGCGGUCAGGAUUUUGUUUCCAA
Molecule: messenger RNA, 1299 nt
Organism: Ostertagia ostertagi
Lineage: Eukaryota; Metazoa; Nematoda; Chromadorea; Rhabditida; Trichostrongylidae
Source: the annotation of a GenBank genome assembly